CCGACAGGCAGGACACCCCCGGAGGGCUGCGAAGCCCCCGGCAGAGCCACCUACCCCUCCAGCAGCUCCUGCCCUGGGGCGCGGGGACAAGCCCAGGAGGAGCACACACACACCCCCCUCCCCGGGAGCUACCCCGACCCUCCCCGCACUCUGCUGCCCCGCAGCAUCCCGCGGGCGGACAUCCUGCCGCGUUGCUUCAUUCCCUCGCCUUUGCGACACUCGCUUUGCGACACUCGCACCGCGGGCUUCCAGCGGUUCCGGGGAGAUCUGGAAGGGUCCCACGGCCGGUGGUCAUCCCUUGGACUCACCCACCCUCCCCGCCGCCAUGUACAUCUCCAGGUUAGGGGACACGGAGCAGGUCAGCCACCGCCUCGCCAUGUCCCGCGAGUGCUGCCGCCUGCUACCGAGGGUUUUCGCCACCCUCCUGGACCCGCGGCUCUCCGGUUCCGACGACACCUGCCUGGAAAAGCUGCUGGAUUGCUUCCAGUUCCCGGCGAUGAACGAUCUUUCUCUGAAGCUGCUGCAAGAUAACCCCUGCCUGACAGAAUUCCUGACCUCUGUGCUGGCACUUCCAGAGCCCAGUCCAAGAAUCCUCUCCUUUACUCUGCGAUUAGCUGGGAUACUUGCUGGUUCUGAAAACCAGUUCCAACUCUUGCUGCAGGAGAAGCUGUUGGACAGGCUCUUUGGCCAGGAUGGGCUUCCAAACAGCACAGCGUGGGGGGAUGCGACUGUGAGAAGUGGGUGGGUGAAGGGUGUGCACCACAUGGUUUGUCACCAGCCUGCCCUCCACUUCCUCUGCAGCACUGGAGGCAUAGAUGUGAUCUUCACUCUGCAAGAAGAUCCCAGCCUGUUCGUGGCUUCAGCUGCUCAUCAGCUUCUGGUGAACAUGCUCAUCUUCUCCAUAGAGAUUGCAACUCCCAAUCCUUUCAGUACAAAGGACUUGAACUGGCCAGAGUGUGCUCAAAUGAUUAUAAAGCACAUAGAAGAUUCUCUGCAAUCCAGCUCUGCCUCCCGCAUCAAGCAGUCAUUAAAACUGUUAACUGCUUUGUUUGAGAGACAUGAUACUGGGUGGCCUGAAGUGCUCUGGCUAGGCAUGGCAAAGCAAAUAGAAUCCUUGUUGAUGGAAGAGACUCUUGAAGCACAGCCCAUGCUGGUGGAUCUUUUGUCUAACAUGGCACGGUCCCCUGUGUUUUAUGAUGCUGAAGGUAAUUUUCAGGGAUUAGUGACUUCUGUCCUAGAACACUUAACCCCAGUACAAGCAGGUCCUUUGGCAGUGGCAGUUCUGAAGUGCUGCAGAAGCCCACAAGAUGUGAAGAUUAAGGCACUGACUGUUGUACUUCAGCCAAUGGACUGUAUUUUGAGAGCAGCCUCCCAGCCUCUGGAAUACACAGGUUUGCUGGAUGAAUCUGUUAGUGAUCCCAUCACUGUUGAAACUCUUCUGUCCUCCAAGUCAUCUUGUGUUAGUCUCCUGUGCCAGACCCUGUCUCAUCUGGAGAAUCUGCUGUUUCAGAUUCAUUUGGAAAUGUAUUUACCUUAUACAUCUUUGCUGCACUCUGUCAUGACAAUAUUACAAUUUUGUAAUGGCUUCCUGACUCCAGCUUCUCCUCUGGGAAGCACGAUAAGCCGAAUCUUGAUCAAUUCCUCCAGAGUACAGAGAUCAGCUCUUGAUGUCCUAGGAAAACUCUCGGAGAUAAAAGCAUGUGAGACACUCACAGGAAGUGUAUUUGAUGUCCUUCUGGCAUAUCUGGAGAGUCCAAACACCAUCUCUACUGUUCUAACGAAAACAUUUCAAACUACAUCCAUGUGGUUGCUGUGCUUGCAGAAACAGUCAUGCUCCAACAGUCAACAAAUUGAGAAGAUACUGAAAGCUGUGUUUCUGGUGCUGCAGAAGCGUUUGUGCAGUCCUUGGUGGGAAGUAAGGGAUUCUUCUCUGGAGUUCCUUGCUCACCUGACUGAACACUUGAGAGACAAGGAGGAGUUCAGGAAGUCUCUACUGUCUUCAGAGGUGCCAAGGCUUACAGAAAAUCUUCUUGAGGAUCCAGAAAGCUACGUGAGAGCAAGUGCUGUGACUGCUGUGGGACACUUGGCCAUCUGUAAUUACUUUGCUCCAGAGUCACCUGUUGCAGGGAAUCAACAUAAUAAAGAGAACACUGUAGCAAAGCUUGAAGAAAUCUUGUCAACAGACCCAGAGGGCUUUCCUAGGAGGGCUGUGAUCAGCACCUUCACCGAGUGGCUGAGAAGAGGCUACAUAGGUCCCCUGGAAGAUGCAGAGAAGUUUGUCUCUAGAGUGAUCCAAACUGUGGAGCAUGACUUGGACUGGGAAGUCAGACUCGGUGGUUUGAAACUGGUUAAAAGAUUUUUUGAAAUUUUUUUUAAAAAACCCAAAGCUGACAUUUCAGAGCCCAGCACCAUCCAUCAGGAUGAGUGUGUGCAGGCGUUUUGCCGAGCAAAACUCUUCCGCUUUUUGUUUCGGUCUUUGUGUGACUGUGACAAACCUGUAGGGCAGAGUGCAUGUCACCUAUUGCUUGGCUUCAGGUCAUGGCUCUACCCCUUUCAUACCCUGGAGGCUUCACAAAGGACUGGAGAUGCACCUGCAAGACCCAGCAUUGUCUGGUUACAAAGCACUCUAAGACAGGGUUCUCUGGCCCAGAACUUCCCCACAGAUGGGGUGGAUUUUCAAGAUCCAAAGACCAUGGUGCUAGCUUUGGAUACAAUCAACUUUGAAGAGCUAAAUAGUGAGCUAAGUAACAGUAGUGACUAUGUGGUGAAAAGCCCUCUGUCCCUCAUCCAGGACAUCCUUGCUACUGUGGGGACUAUAGAGGAGAAUGAAGUAGACUGUUACUGAAAAAAACUUUUGCUCUGAGGCAACAGUGCUUAAGCAGUUUUCUUCUGAUGGAGAAUUUUCUGCUACCAGUCAUUAAGUCUCCCUUGAGGGAGGGUAAAAAGAAGUGUUGUCCUUAAUGGAGAAAAGGAUGGUUUUGUUACCUGUUAAAUGCAUCAAGCAAAUCUUUGCUGUAAUACUGAUGAAUUUUGUGUUAAAAAGUAUCCUCUACAAUAAACUGUGAUUUAUUUUUCAAAG
This is a messenger RNA of Calypte anna (Anna's hummingbird), 3079 nucleotides long. RefSeq names its product BRCA1 associated ATM activator 1 (gene BRAT1). The transcript is spliced from 13 exons. The record is from RefSeq and is a predicted model, not a curated record. Gene Ontology annotation, biological process: positive regulation of protein phosphorylation; DNA damage response; cell population proliferation. The coding region runs from base 326 to 2845 and encodes 839 amino acids. Lineage: Eukaryota; Metazoa; Chordata; Aves; Apodiformes; Trochilidae. Gene Ontology annotation, cellular component: nucleus.